UGCAAUAUCUGAUUGUGUUGUUAUAAGUGCGUGAAAUCUGUGUUGAAGACCAGGACAGUAACUUAAUAUUGUAUCAAUUAUAUAUAUAAAUGUAUUUUUUUAAAAGAAUUGAACAGAAUAUAUAUAGCACAUACAUAACAAGUAAUAUUUGAAUACACCCAUUUAAAUUCGAGAGCUACAAUGGAUUUGAGGGUAUCGUGGCUUAUCUUCGUGGUGCCCUUUAUAUUUGCAUCGCCAUCACUUGGACAAGAACCAGGGGCAUGUUUGUCAAGGUUUGAUUAUGAGUAUAAAAUGUUACAGAAAAUACAGGAGCUGGAAUCGGAAAUCAAACAGUUAAAAGAAAGCGUAAAUAAUCCAGCAAAGGUAUCGUUCAUGGCUCAACUAAGCGCGGAGGUCGAAAACCCUGCUAUCGGCAGAUCCAUUGUCUUCGACGACGUUCUUCAAAACCAUGGCAACAGUUACAAUGGUAACAACGGAGUGUUUGUUGCCAAGGUUCCAGGCGUUUAUAUGUUCCAUCUCACAGCUUCUUCAAAACCAGCAACAGGAAACCAUCUAGGGCUGUACGUUAUGAAAAACGAUGUUAAGGUCAACUACCUCUUCUUAGACAACAACAAGGACUUCUGGCUGCACCGUUCUGUUCCGACUGUCAUUGACCUCGAGACCGGGGACCAGGUCAAGGUCAUUUUUGGGAAUGUCAUCAAGUCAUCAACUCUGGGUGGAUGCUGCUUUCAUACACAUUUCAGCGGAGUUUUUAUUUCCAAGCAAUAGAAUGUUAGAGACUGUGCGAAACACAUCGCGUAAAUGUAUACGUACGUAUAUUUAAAAAAACAGGUGGCAGUUCGGUUUAAAAGCCGGUUUUAUUCAUCUACUUAAAACUUGUACGCGCAUAAAUUACUUUCCUUGUGCUAUUGCAUAUGACAUUCUUAACUUGUACAUACUUGGAUGACGUAUUAAACAAGGAAAUGCAUCUGUCAUUUUAAACUUGUACACAUACUAUGCUGAUACAGUAAACAAUGAAUUGCACAUGCCAUUCUAAAAUGGUACAUAUACUUGGAUGAGGAAGUAAAAAAGGAGUUGCACAGGCCAUUCUUAACCUGUACACGUAUAAGGAUGAUGUAGUAUAAAGGAAUUGCCCAUGUUAUAAAUUGUACACAAAUACGGAUGACGUAGUAACCAAGAAAUUGCACAUGUCAUUUUAAACUUGUUCAGAUACAUGGUUGAUGUAGUAAUUAACAUAUUGAACAUGCCAUUCUUAUCUUGGACACAUACUUGGAUGAUGUAAUAAAAAGGAAUUGAAAAUGCCA
Messenger RNA from Mya arenaria, 1304 nucleotides. RefSeq names its product complement C1q-like protein 4. Gene Ontology annotation, molecular function: protein binding. The coding region runs from base 181 to 768 and encodes 195 amino acids. NCBI's taxonomy places the organism in Eukaryota, Metazoa, Mollusca, Bivalvia, Myida, Myidae. The transcript is spliced from 3 exons. The record is from RefSeq and is a predicted model, not a curated record.